Messenger RNA from Phytomonas sp. Hart1, 1290 nucleotides. NCBI's taxonomy places the organism in Eukaryota, Euglenozoa, Kinetoplastea, Trypanosomatida, Trypanosomatidae. The record is from the annotation of a GenBank genome assembly.
AUGUGCAGCAAUUUCGAACGCUUGGUCCUUGGGGAUAACAGUGGUGCUCUCCAAAGAAAGUCUCCUUUUACCAUAACUAAUACCACGACUGGGAGAAAAGACGAGGCGGUCGAGAUUCCUAGCUUUUUACAAGAUUUCCACGACGUGCCCUCUCCAAGUUCCACGUCUACUAUAGCAGCCGGCAAUGCGAUUCUACCCUGGAUGGCGACGUGCACGGAGCCAACCAACACUAGCGCUGCUGACGACGCCGACCAGAGUCAAUUCUAUUCAUAUCGCCAGACCUUCCAGCCGGAGGCCCUGGCGAGCUCUUCCGCGGAGCGAUUGCACUUCACCACGGCGUCGGGGCUGACGUGGGAUCUAAAGCGGGUCAAAAUUCUUGGCAAAGGCAGCUACGGCUGCGCGACGCUCUACACCCAGGAGCAGCCCGUCUCGGCCUCCUCCUCCUCCUUGCAGACCUCGUCGCCGAGCCUUUCCGGGCUGCCGGUGGGCACGUCGUCGCUGGUGGUGGUGAAGGACAUCAACUUCCAAACGAUGUGCAAUCGCGAGGAGGAGAUGGAGAGCCUGGGGAGCGAGGUCCGCGUCCUGCGCGGCGCCAAAGGCCACCCGAACUGCCUGCAGUUCCUGGACUACCACGAGGCCCAGCGCAUGGCCUACAUCCUCACGGAGUACUGCGGCGGCCGUGACCUGGCCUUCACCCUGGAGACGCUCCAACAGCGCGAGGGCGGGGGGUCCUCGCCCCACACGACGCGUCGGGCGGGCGGGCCGGCCCACUUCACGGAGUCCUUCAUCACGUCCAUGUUGAUUCAGCUCAGCAUGGGGUUGACCUUCCUGCAUUCCGAGCAGCACGUCCUCCACCGCGACCUCAAGCCGCAGAACCUCUUCCUCCUCGAGGACGGGGAGACCCUGCGGCUGGGGGACUUCGGCACCGCCGUGCGGAUGGAAGGGGGGGGGGGGGACCCUCAGCGCGGCCUGCGGAUCGCCCUUUUAUAUGGCCCCGGAGCUCCUCCAAGAGCGCGCGUACGACGUCGGCGCGGAUAUCUGGUCCGCCGGGGUCUUGUUGUACGAGCUGAUGGCCCUCGAACGGCCUUUUCAGGCCGCCACCAUGCAGCGACUGUUGCCGAAAAUUCUACAGGGCUGCUAUACACGGCUGGAGAAGCGGGAGGAGCUGGUGGAGAUCUACUCCCGCGAACUCUGCGAGCUUGUGCAGUCGAUGCUGACGGUCCAACCAACGGGGCGACCGACCUUCCGGCGUAUUUUACGCAGCGCGUGCGUGCGGCGGCACUUGGUUGA